Suillus fuscotomentosus is the source of this 885-nucleotide messenger RNA. RefSeq lists its product as uncharacterized. The record is from RefSeq and is a predicted model, not a curated record. The transcript has a single exon. The coding region runs from base 112 to 717 and encodes 201 amino acids. NCBI's taxonomy places the organism in Eukaryota, Fungi, Basidiomycota, Agaricomycetes, Boletales, Suillaceae.
AGAACUACAGGCUUUGCGAUUUCGUUAAACCGACUUGGAUGGUUGGUUAGCGGAGACAUCGAGGGCGAGGGAGGUUUCCUCAUUCCGCCAUCAAGAUUGGAGGAGAUCAUCAUGCCUGGCGAUACAUGUUGGUUGGACACCUGCGAACUCCUGGCUUGUUUCACCCCCAUCGGCGAGCCGACUUCAAUGCCAUCCAUAUAUACUCUUGCGUCAUCUGUGCCUACUGAUCUUGGGGGUGUUCUCGAACCAGAAGAUGUCGAUGUCGACGACCUGAUUGAUGCUGACGUAUCGGCGGAGACUUUUGUUUGGCUCGACAACGAUGACCUUCGUGAGGACCUUGAUGAGCCCUCGACAUUGCAACUGGGUACCUCGACCACUCCAACGCUUGACCUUGCGGAUGCACCAUGCACUCCCUAUGCGCUUACUGGCCAUCGUAAGAACAUGUCGACCUAUGCCGAGGGAGUUUCGGUCUCGAAGACCGUGUUUUGGCUGACAUCGGUCAGGCAAAACCAACUCGAAGCUAUCAACGCCACGCUGUGGAACAGAAUUUGCAUGUGGGAUAUUCGGUGUAAGUACAUUGUAUGUAUACAGUGCAUGCAACUGCUUAGUCUCAUUCUCGGCUCUGUCUCUCAGUGCCUUCGUCCCUCUUCAUCCAUACGGUCUGAUAAUACUGAUAAGUUCAUUCAGAAUUUGGCAAUUUCUAAAUGGCUUACCUAGAAGCGCUCGUGCGCACCUCUGAGUCCCAGGAGACGCUCGAGUUCCUGCAUUUCCAUUUCAAACAUCCGGCGUUCCCUUGCGAUCCAUAACACCAUCAUCGCGCGCACCUCGUCUUGCCAGACUGGAGGCAGCGGAUAGGGAGGAAGUGGUAAGUUGGGUUCAUAAAGU